AUGUAUCCAGGAUGCAAGAAGUAUAAAAAAUUGGAUGCCGUCGUAAAAUUGUACCAUAUCAAGUGUUUGGGAAAUGUGACUAACAAGGCUUUUGAUAUGUUUUUAGAGCUUUUUAAAGAUAUGUUUCCUGAGGGAAAUUGUUUGCCACGGUCUACUUCACAAGCUAAAAAGAUUAUUGAUGAUUUGGGCCUUACUUAUGAGAAGAUUGAUGCUUGCCCUAACGACUGCAUGUUGUUUUGGAAAGAGACAACAAACUUAACCGUGUGCUCUACAUGUGGUGCGUCAAGAUAUAAAGUGAAAAAAGUAACAAGAGUUGGUGAUAGUUCAACUGGGGAUAAUUCUAUUAAGAAAGUAUCAGCUAAGAUUCUCCGUUAUUUUCCACUAACACCGAGGUUGAAAAGGUUGUAUAUGUCAAAGCAUACUGCAGAAUAUAUGAGAUGGCAUGCGACCGAAUGCCCUAAAGAUGGAUUUAUGAGACACCCGUCAGAUUCUCCAGCUUGGAAGCAUUUAGAUUUGUUGUAUCCGAAUUUUGCAUUUGAAAUUCGAAAUGUAAGAUUGGGUUUGGCAAGCGACGGGUUCAAUCCUUUUGCACAUAUGAGUAGUGAUCAUAGCACUUGGCCCGUCGUAAUUUCUGUUUAUAAUCUGCCUCCAUGGAUGUGCAUGAAGCAACCCUUCUUGUUUCUUUCUUUACUUAUUCCAGGCCCUAAUGCACCUGGAAAUGAUAUUGAUUUGUACUUGAAACCUUUAAUGGAUGAGCUAAAGGAGUUAUGGGAGGUUGGUGCCAACACUUAUGAUGUGUUUUCCAAUCAGUCAUUCAACAUGAAAGCUGCUGUGUUGUGGACAAUAAAUGACUUUCCUGCAUAUGCGAAUCUUUCGGGAUGGAGUACGAAGGGGAAGCUUGCAUGUCCUCAAUGUCAUCAUCAAACAGUAUCAAAACGCCUGCCUAAUUGUAAAAAGCAAUGUUAUUUAGGUAAUCGCAGAUUUUUGCCCAUAGCGCAUAGAUUUCGAAAUGAUGGAGCAUCAUUUGAUGGCAAAUGCGAGAGGGGUCAAGCACCAAAGAUGUUGACCGGGGCCCAGUGUAUAGCACAGAUGUCUAAUCUGACCUUUACCUUUGGGAAAUCACCACCUUCAGAAUCUGAAACUGAUGAUAUUACACGAAAAAAGAAAAGAAAAAGAAAUACUUCAGCUGCCUCCAAAGAACCAAGUGCCUAA
This is a messenger RNA of Asparagus officinalis (garden asparagus), 1212 nucleotides long. RefSeq lists its product as uncharacterized. NCBI's taxonomy places the organism in Eukaryota, Viridiplantae, Streptophyta, Magnoliopsida, Asparagales, Asparagaceae. The record is from RefSeq and is a predicted model, not a curated record. The transcript has a single exon. Bases 1 to 1212 code for a protein of 403 amino acids.